Messenger RNA from Falco peregrinus (peregrine falcon), 9728 nucleotides. RefSeq names its product DENN domain containing 4A (gene DENND4A). Lineage: Eukaryota; Metazoa; Chordata; Aves; Falconiformes; Falconidae. The transcript has 33 exons. The coding region runs from base 370 to 6033 and encodes 1887 amino acids. Gene Ontology annotation, biological process: regulation of Rab protein signal transduction. Gene Ontology annotation, cellular component: cytoplasmic vesicle; ESCRT I complex. The record is from RefSeq and is a predicted model, not a curated record. Gene Ontology annotation, molecular function: protein binding.
CUCCCCCACCCGCCCCCCGUGACGGCCAAGAUGGCGGCGCGAGGAGGCGGCGCGGAGGGGAGGGGGGAUCCCGCCUGAGACGCCCACACGGCGGGGAGGCGGCGAAGGCGAGUGCGGGCUCCGCUAAGAUGAGAUAAGGGCGCGGGGACCGGGCGCGCUCCCCCCUCUUUACCCCCUUCGCCCUCCCGCUCCUCGGCGCCGGGGGCGGGCGCCGCCGGCGGCCGUUCCCCGCUGCCCCGGGGAGCGCGGCCCCCGCCCGAGGGAAUGAAACUUUAACAAGAAGUCUAUGUUAAAGCCUGGCUGACAGCAAGAGAGGCAAAGUGUAGAAGCAAUGCCCUGAUGAAAAGUUAUAACAUCUUGUAAUGGAAGAUGGAAGACAAAGGGGCUCGUGUUGCUGACUACUUUGUUGUCGCGGGAUUAACGGAUAUUUCGAAACCACUAGAGGAAGAAAUCCACUUCAAUGAUGCUUGCCAUAAAAUCGCUAAACCAAAAGAACCUAUUACAGAUGUAACAGUACUUAAUAAAUCUCUGGGGGAGGAAGUUCCUCAGGGAUAUAAAUGCAUAGAUGUUACUCCCUCAGGACUGUCUGCAGAUCUCAAUAAUGGCAGUCUUGUAGGACCACAAAUAUACCUGUGUUAUCGUCGAGGAAGGGAUAAGCCCCCACUUACUGAUUUGGGGGUUUUAUAUGAUGGGAAAGAAAGAGUAAAGCAAGGUUGUGAAAUAAUUCAAACUACUCCAUAUGGUCGGCCUGCUAAUAUUAGUGGCAGUGCUUCAUCACAGAGAGUGUACAUCACUUACCGAAGAGCAUCUGAAAACAUGACACAAAACACCUUGGCUGUUACGGAUAUAUGUAUAAUCAUACCAAGUAAAGGAGAGACCCCUCCACAUACGUUCUGCAAGGUUGACAAGAAUCUUAAUAAUAGUAUGUGGGGAUCAGCAGUGUAUUUAUGUUAUAAAAAGUCUGUGGCAAAAACCAACACCAUAUCGUAUAAAGCUGGUUUGAUAUGCAGGUAUCCUGAAGAAGAUUAUGAAUCAUUCCCAUUACCAGAAUCUGUGCCUCUUUUUUGUCUGCCUAUGGGUGCAACUAUUGAAUGUUGGCCGUCUAACAGUAAAUACCCUCUCCCAGUUUUUUCGACGUUUGUACUAACUGGAGCUUCUGCAGAAAAGGUGUAUGGUGCUGCUAUUCAGUUUUAUGAACUGUAUCCUGAAGAGAAUCUCUCAGAGAAACAAAAAUCUCAACUGGGAUUAGCAGCUGCUGUUGAAGGAAAGUCAGACACAUGCAGAACAGUUCAAACAAAUAAAUGCAUCUGUCUUCUCUCUCACUGGCCUUUCUUUGAUGCUUUCAAGAAGUUUCUUACCUUUCUGUAUCGUUACUCCAUUUCUGGCCCACAUGUCCUACCCAUUGAGAAACACAUUUCCCAUUUCAUGCAUAAAGUUCCGUUUCCAUCCCCUCAGAGGCCAAGAAUUCUAGUUCAGCUAUCUCCACACGAUAACCUGAUUCUUAGUCAACCUGUGUCAUCACCCCUUCCACUGAGUGGGGGCAAGUUUUCUACACUACUUCAAAAUUUAGGACCUGAAAAUGCAGUAACUCUACUUGUAUUUGCUGUGACGGAACAUAAAAUUCUCAUCCAUUCAUUGCGACCUUCUGUCCUUACUAGUGUGACAGAGGCAUUAGUCUCUAUGAUAUUUCCUUUCCACUGGCCUUGCCCGUAUAUUCCUCUCUGUCCCUUGGCACUGGCAGAUGUGCUAAGUGCACCAUGCCCAUUCAUAGUGGGAAUUGAUUCAAGAUACUUUGAUCUCUAUGACCCUCCACCAGAUGUUAGCUGCGUUGACCUAGAUACCAAUACAAUUUCUCAAACUGGAGAUAAGAAAGCUAUUGCAUGGAAGAUACUACCAAAGAAACCUUGUAAACAUCUGAUGAACACUUUAAGUAAUUUAUAUCAGCAACUGGCAGAAUUGCAACAGCGACCUAGAGAAGAUGCAUUAAUGGAAUUAGCAAUGAAUGACUAUGAUUUUAAUUCUGGGAAGAAAUUGCAUCUGUUAGAUUUGGAGAUCCAAGAAGCGUUUCUGUGUUUCAUGGCCUCAAUACUAAAAGGUUACAGGUCUUAUCUCAGGCCAAUAACCGAGGCACCCUCUGAAACAGCCACAGAUGCAAGUUCUCUGUUUGAACUACAAGGUUUCCUCAAAAGUCGAGAUCGUUCACAUCAGAAGUUCUACACCCUGAUGACCAAAACUCAAAUGUUUAUUCGCUUCAUUGAAGAGUGUUCUUUUGUCAGUGAUAAGGAUGCAAGCCUUGCAUUUUUUGAUGACUGCGUAGAUAAAGUAGAUACAGACAAAACUGGGGAAACACGACUUAUUGAGCUGGAUGAGUCAUACAAGAGUGAGCAUACAGUUUUCAUAACACCACCUGAGAUCCCUCAUCUGCCAAAUGGUGAAGAGCACCCUCUACAAUACAGCUAUAAUGGAUUUCCAGUAUUAAAACUAGAUUUGUUUGAGCGACCUGAAGGAUUUCUCACAGCACCAAAUAACAAACUGUCUUCCAAAGCCAGUAGCCCCAACAGUCCAUCGCCAAUGUUCAGAAGAACUAAGCAGGAAAUUAAAUCUGCACAUAAAAUUGCUAAGAAGUACUCGUCCAUACCACAGAUGUGGUCCAGGUGUUUGUUACGUCACUGCUAUGGUCUUUGGUUCAUUUGCCUUCCUGCAUACGUCAAAGUGUGCCAUUCAAAAGUCAGGGCUCUGAGAACUGCGUAUGAUGUGCUACAAAAAAUGCAUACCAAAAAAAUAGAUCCACCUGAUGAGGUAUGCUACCGAGUACUCAUGCAACUGUGUGGACAGUACGGUCAGCCUGUACUAGCAGUGAGAGUGCUUUUUGAAAUGCAGAAAGCUGGUGUUGACCCUAAUGCCAUUACUUAUGGCUACUACAAUAAGGCUGUUUUGGAAAGUACCUGGCCUUCAAGCAAUCGAGGUGGCUAUUUCCUAUGGAUGAAAAUACGAAAUGUUGUUUUAGGAAUAGCACAGUUUAAAAAAGCAUUGAAAAAGCUGCCAGCAAGCACUUCACAUACAGCCAUUCCUGGGGGACUUUCAGACUUUGGCAAUAACACAUCAUUUAAGGAAGAAGCCAAGCAAGAGAAAACUUGUCUUCAAGAUAUACAAGAACAAAAAGAGGACAAGAGAGAAAGUGACUCCAGUUCUCUUUCUGAAGUGGAGAGCGCAAAAGGGAGCGGUGACUGUCUACCUAAACUAAAUUAUCAGAACUCAAGUAAUGCCAAAGCCACUUCUAGCAUAGUGCGGCUCAAUGGUACGGUUGACAAUACCGUCGCAGAAGCUAGCACAGAGAGCUCUGUAGGAUUGCUGUUUACAUCAUCUUUUGAGGAUGCCAGUGAAGUGGAACUUAUAAAAAGUAAAUCUUUAAGAAAGAGACAUAAAAGCGCAGUAGAACCUGACUUAAGGGAGAUACAAUGGGAAAGCAGGAACCGUAACCUGAGUGGAGAUGGCUUAGUGGGACUCAUGAUAAACAGAAUAAACCAGGAAGCAAACCCUGGGGAAAUUGUUGAAAAACUAGGAGCUGAUGCCAAAAUCCUAUCUAGUGCAUUACAGAAAAGCAUAAGGCCAAAAACUCUUAAUAUCAGAGCUUCCUCGUUAGAAUCUAAGAGAGAAAGCCUGGAGAAAGAAUCUAGUGAUGAAGAUGUAGCUUUUGAUUGCAGUUUUACAGAUAAAACAGAGUCUCCUGUUAUCUUUGAUCUGGAAGACUUGGAUGCAGAACCUGAAACAUCUACAGCAGUGAAAUCCUCCAGUGAGAAAUCUAGAAGGUUGCAAAGAAAGAGCAGCUUUCCAGUAAAGCCAGUUGAAAAGACAGAUGUUGAAACUGGAUUUGAUCCACUGUCUCUGCUGGUUGCUGAGACAGAACAGCAGAAAGAGGAUGAGGAGGAGGAUGAUGACAGAAGUGUUUCCACUCCAUCUGCAAGACGAGAUUUAGCUGAAGAAAUAGUCAUGUACAUGAACAAUAUGAGCAGCCCUUUGUCAAGUCGUGCCCCAAGCAUUGAGUUGCAGAAACCUUAUGAUGACAGAAAUGCUAAUAAAAAGAGCCCAACAGUAAUCCAGCCUUGUAGGAGGUCCAGCCUGCCCCCGAACUCCCCAAGGCCAUCCCGUCUUACCAAAUCCAAGAGUUAUCAUGCAAAAAAUGAAGAAAGGCCAAGAGACAGGCUUUGGUCCUCCCCGGCUUAUUCUCCAAACAGUCCAGCAAAGGAACAGCCACAGGAUGCAACUAGUGCAUUAACACUUGUCUCUUCACCGUCAUUCAACUUGGAUACGCUGUUAACACCUAAGUUUGAUGUUCUAAAAAGCAGCAUGUUUUCUGCUGGAAAAGGGGUUGCAGAGAAAGCUAGCAAGUGGUACUCAAAAUUUACAAUGUAUGCUGCAUCCUCAAAGGAUCAAAAUUCAGACCGAGCAAGUGUUUCAUCUCUUGGAGCUCUGGACUCAGAAUCUACUUCUCUAACUGAUGAAGAUGUCUGCAAUGAUUUUGAAAGUGCUUCUCCUCAAGAGAAUACCACGUCAGAAAUUAAGGGAAUUGGCCUCAGCAGGACAAGCCUAGAAAGCUCAGCUUCCCAUGAUGGCUCAUCAAAACAAUUUGAGCAGUGUGGUUCUCUUUCAAAGUUCCCUUUACCUGACAAAUCGGAGUUGAUAUCAUCUUGCAGUACAAGUAGUACCAGUGUGUUUCAGAACUAUGCUAUGGAGGUCCUCAUCUCAAGCUGUUCACGAUGUCGAACUUGUGACUGUUUGGUUCAUGAUGAAGAAAUCAUGGCAGGUUGGACAGCAGAUGAUUCAAAUCUCAAUACCACGUGUCCGUUCUGUGGCAAUUUAUUUCUGCCUUUUUUAAGCAUAGAAAUCAGAGAUCUUCGGCGACCUGGACGUUAUUUUCUGAAGUCCAGCCCUUCUACAGAAAACAUGCAGUUCCCAUCACUUUUUUCCAGUCAGAGUGGGAAGUCCUGUAACACUGCAGCUACUGUUGGCCUUGCUACAUCUCUAAUGUCCGUUCAAGAGGAUAUAAAUUCAAACAGCAAAUCUAAGCAGCAUGACAAUAUUUGUGCCAGAAGUAUCCAGAUCCCCUCAGGAAGAAGACAAAAUACCUCUGGGUCAGAAUGUACAAGUCACCCUGUAGCAAGGAGUAUCAGUACUUUUGGUCCGUUGGCAGAAGAUGAGAAGGAAAACCAGAAGAUCAGCCAUAUCAUUCCUACUGGUAGCCUGCCUGCUACUUUACAAGGACCAACAGAUUCCUUGGGCCUAGAAUGGCGCUUACCUAGUCCUGAUCCUAUAACGGUUCCUUAUCUCAGUCCUCUCGUGGUCUGGAAAGAGCUUGAGAGUUUACUUGAAAAUGAAGGGGAUCAUGCAAUAACGGUGGCAGACUUUGUAGAUCAUCAUCCCAUUGUGUUCUGGAAUUUGGUGUGGUAUUUCAGACGCUUGGACUUGCCCAGCAAUUUACCAGGAUUAAUACUUUCUUCUGAGCACUGUAAUAAAAACUCCAAGAUUCCACGAAACUGUAUGUCAGAGGACAGUAAAUAUGUUCUCAUUCAGAUGCUGUGGGACAAUAUGAAAUUGCAUCAGGAUCCAAGGCAGCCUCUAUAUAUUUUGUGGAAUGCUCAGAGUCAAAAUCGCACUCUUUUGUUUGAGACCCAGAAGUACCCAAUGGUCCAUUUAUUGCAAAAAGAUGAUGACUCUUUUAACCAGGAGCUCUUGAGAAGUAUGGUGAAAAGCAUUAAGAUGAAUGAUGUGUACGGACCAAUGAGUCAAAUAUUGGAGAGACUGAACAAAUGGCCACAUAUUAAAAGACAGCGGAGCCUUUAUAGGGAAAUACUAUUUCUUUCACUUGUUGCCCUAGGAAGAGAUAACAUUGAUAUAGAUGCUUUUGACAGAGAGUACAAAAUGGCUUAUGAUCGUCUCACAGCUAAUCAAGUGAAGAAUACUCAUAAUUGUGAUAGACCACCAAGUACUGGAGUGAUGGAAUGCCGAAAGAUUUUUGGAGAACCAUAUCUUUAAAUAUACCUAGAUAUAGAGGUGAUACCUAUGACGUAUACCUGUGUAAAAUAACCACUUCAGUCACAAGGAACAUCUCAGUCUUCAGUGUUCAAGAACAUAUGUAUGAACAUACUGUGGUGGAAGGCCUUGGAAAAACUAGGCCUGUCUGCAGUUGUGGAAACGGGCAGAGUGAGAAAUGGGCCAAAUAUUAUUUCCCUUGUCCUUUCUGCAAAUCAGUGUGUAGAAAGGAAGAUUCUAAACAAAAUCAGUUCUCUAACUUGGGACAAUAUAUUAUAGUUCCCUUCUUAAAAAAAAAAAAAAAAUAAUAACAGGUGGACAGAAACAAUGCACUGAAACUAAUGUGAGCGAAGUAAAUUCUUCAAAAUCUAUUGUUUACAUAGAAUAUUCAUGAUGUUAUGAAGAGCAUACAAAGUUGUAUUAUACAUAUUUUAAAUUGUUUAUAGUAAGUUGAUAUUUUUUUAAUUUUUUUAAAUUACUGGAGUGAAUUUUAAAUGGACUUGCUGCAUAAGCAAUACAGUGCUUAUUUUUUUUGCAGUACACUGCUAUUUAUAGUAACUCGUCCAGUUACUUUUUGAAGAGUGAUUUGUUUUUAAAGCAGAAAAUGUUAACCUUCACCUAGACAGUACCCUAGAUACAGGAUUUCUCUCAUGCACACAUGGAAAAUGUGUUACCACAGCAAUCAGAAGGAAGGUAUGGUAAGCUUCUGUAAAAACUCUUUAACGAACACACUGAUGUCUCUGUAAAACACUUCUGUAGAAACCUCCUGUUCCUCUCCUGUUCCUUUCACUCCUCACUCCCUAGUAAAGAGAAAGCAUAUUGAAGAGUCCUACAGAUUAUGUUAUGGAAUCAGUCCAUCUCAGCUGUUAGUAUUUGUUAAUGUGACCUCAUUACAGAUGUAAUACAAAGCAAAUGACAGCCUGCAAGAGGUUCUUCAUAAACAUGCAGUGUUCAGAGUCUUGGUGGAUGUGUUUGAAACACACUAAAUAUGACACGUACAUAAUGCUAAUCCAAAGCUUUUAACUAAAGUACAUACAGCAGACUUGCUACAGGGAAUAUAUAGGGAAUGUAACUUAUUGGGGCAUAUUGUGCAUAAUUAAAUGUACUUAGAAUGUUUGGUCUCUCUUUCACAGGCAAAACUAACUUUUCUUUUUUUCUGUGAAGAAAAGCGCUAUGUCAGUCCUUGUGGUGGAGUCAUGGCUUUUCACUCAUGUUUUCUUGUUCUAGAGAUUUAAAAAAAUGUUCUGUGCUUUCAGUCACAUAGCAACUCCUCACCAGAAGGUAGGCUACAGAGAAAAUAUCAGAAGUCUUGUUAUGGAGGUGGGAAAACAGACAUUGAAUUGUAUAGAACACCCUAAACCAGUUAAACCAUGCUUUAACAAACAGCUUUAUUUUAAGUAAUGUUAAUGUGUUUCCAAUUCUAAUUUCUUUUAGUUGUUGCUGUUACAAUACUUCUAAAUAUUCAGCUGUUAAAUUAGAUUUUAUAUUUUGGUCUGCCUACCAGCAGAUAUUUUUAAAAAUCUGUUUAGUUUGCAAGUGUAAUAAUACAGCAAUAUUUAGUUAGGCAGAAAGGAGAUAAACUUUUUAAAGCUCACAUUUACUUUAUUAAAUGAAAUAGUGAGCCUCUUAAAGGCUUAGAUGAGAAGCGAUGCUGCUAUGAAGCUCUAUGUAACCUCCUCCCAGACCUCUGUAAAGUAGUAAGAAGGUGCUGCCCUAAGGAGAAAGGAUUUAAAAUUUUUAGAGCUGCGGGUAUGUGCUGAUGAUAAUUCCAAGAUGCAGUCUUGUUGGAUACAGCUUUCAUUGGGUAAUACCUCUUCUCUAAUUUGCUGCUAAUUAUGUAGCUGACCUUUUUGAAAGCAUCCUACACACACCCUGAGGUGAAGCUAGCAAUGCUACACUUACCAACAUUUUUCACAUUUAAUUUAUUUUAACAUUUUGUGAUGCUUUCUUUUGUACUGCCACGCUUGUAAAGUAUUCUUCAUGCAUGAAAUAUAGCUACUUUUUUCACCCAAGUAUGUGGUAAGCAGUGUGUCGGUGUAGGGUGGAUACAUACCCCCUUCAUCCUUCUGAGCUAUUGUGAAAACACCACGUUAUUUUUUAACAUACUCAUUGUAAGUACCUAUUAGUGUGCGUGUAUGGCUCUGUACAGUAGGUACGCUGUAUUUACCAAGUAAAAGUUGCAUACAGUAGUUGCUGUGUGUAUAAACUCACACAUGUUUGCACCGUGUACAAGGUAGUGAUGCGAGCUCUUUGCAGUUCUGUUGCCCAUGCCAUUUCCCACUUGGGGCAGCCACUGUUUUAUAGGACCUUCAAGCCGUGAAGGAGGGCAAGUGCUUUUUCCAGAGCUGCUGUGGUGUGUUAGAGGUACUGAGCUAUGAAGGAAGCUUCACGCUUCCUAUUUUAGUCUGGCUGAAGCGACUGAGCCUGGUCUCUAACCACCCCUCACUUACUAGGACGUAACACUGCAUCUGCGUGUGCUAGCACAGGAAGAGAUGCACCACUUGUAACACGUGGCCCACUUUCUCCAUCCUAGUCCCAGCUUUGUUAUAAGUACUUCCAGCUGUCUUUGGACUUACAAAGCCAACAGGUUUGCCACUUCAUUCAGAUAUCCCAACAGUCCUGCCAGUAUUUCAGAGGAGUAUAUAGUGUACCAUGGAAAGGAUUGUAUAUGCAUCCUUCAGACAAACAAUUUCCCUGUGUCCUUGCAUCCUCAGAGUGGCGCUCCUGAAGCAUUGCUGGCGUUUAUUUGGGUGUGCUUUUAAAUUACUGUAUCAUGUAGUAGUUCAUCAAGUGAAAUCAUUAUACCUAAUGAAUUGUUUCAUAAAGUCUGUUGCAAGUCAGUCCACUGUAGAAGUACUAUAAUAAAAUAUAGUUGGAAUAGUGAUAUACUUCAAGUGGGAAAUUUUUCCUCAUUCAAGUCAUAAUGUUCAAAACGUAGGUCCUGAGGUGGAUAAUUUUUAAGCGUCAUACAAUUCAGUGUUGAAACAGUUUUCAAAUCUCACUGUCCUUUAUUAGAAAAGCAAUUUGACUAUAUUUUCCAGUACCACAAAGAUGGAUAAAUGAAAUAUUUGAGACGUAUUUUCAAUUUAAAAUUUUGUAUGAACUGAAUUUUCUCCUUUUGUGUACUAAAUAAUGCUUACGUCAAAAACCUUAAACAAAGGUUUUACAUUUGCAGUGCAAUAUAUAUUUUGCUUUAUGUAUGGUUCCACUGGAAUAAUUAUUGGAGAUGAAAUACUUAAAUGUGAAUAGAAAUUGUGCUGUUUCUCUGACACUGCUAACUGUUUCCCAUUUUGAGAAGGUUUGCUGUUGGUACAGUUACAGCCUGAUGAAUUAGACCUCCACUGGCAAAUUAAAUGAUUUGUAACCCGAGAAAGAGAAAAUUCCUGCAUGUAAAAUCUUUGUAUAACAAACGGGAGAUGCAAAUAGUAAUAGAGAGGGGUAUUUCUGGAUAUUAUCUCACUGGGAUUUAAAAAUGGUACUUCGUUAGUCUGCAAGCAGCACUUUUUAAAUGAAUGGUUGUAGAUUUGUAAAUAUGUAAUGUUUAAAUUUUAUUUACCAAAAACCAGUAUGUUGGAUGUUUGCUUUGGUUUGUAGUUCCUUCAAAAUAUGCAAAGUCAGUGUUCACAAUGUUAAGGUUUUUUUCUGUCUCAUCCGAAAAAAGAAGUUUUACAGUGAGUCAAUAAAAAGCUUAAAACCUA